AUGAGCGCCCCAAAGUACCAGCCCUACGCCCCCUCGCCCUACUCCUACACGCCCUCGCCGCACGCCCUCUCCACCAGCAUCUCCCUCGACGAGGAGGUCAAGCUGUCGACCACCUCGCAGCAGCGCGAGCUCAACGAGAGCCUGGCCGAGAUCUACAGCAUCAUCGUCACGCUGGACUUUCUGGAGAAGGCGUACAUCAAGGACAGCAUCAACCAGGAGGUCUACACACCCACCUGCCUCCGCCUCCUCGGCCAGUACAAAACACUCCUCAAGUCCCCCGGCGUCGCCAGCGCAUUCGUCGACCUCGAGACCUUCAAGCGCGAAUACGACAUCGAAUACCCCUCCGCCACCGAGCGCCUCAAGAUCGGCGUGCCCGCAACCUUCGAGCAACCUACGCACACCUCCACCACCCCCGGCACCGCCUCCGCCCCGGCCAUCUCCGCCAAGGCCGCGGCCGAGGCCACGCAGAACUUCAUCACGUUCAUGGACGCGCUGCGGCUGUCGUACACGGCCAAGGACCAGCUGCACCCGCUGCUCAGCGACGUCAUCACCGCCGUCAACAAUGUCACCGGCGCCAAGGAGUUUGAGGGCAGGCAGAAUAUCGUAAAGUGGCUCAUUGUGCUCAACCAGAUGGGUGCGGGCGAUGAGAUUGAUGAGAGUCAGGGGAGACAGAUGUUGUUUGAUAUCGAGAAUGCGUAUAAUGAGUUUUACAAGAACCUGCAUUAA
Morchella importuna is the source of this 726-nucleotide messenger RNA. RefSeq lists its product as uncharacterized. The coding region runs from base 1 to 726 and encodes 241 amino acids. The transcript has 4 exons. Gene Ontology annotation, cellular component: ESCRT I complex. The record is from RefSeq and is a predicted model, not a curated record. Gene Ontology annotation, molecular function: protein-containing complex binding. Gene Ontology annotation, biological process: protein transport to vacuole involved in ubiquitin-dependent protein catabolic process via the multivesicular body sorting pathway. Lineage: Eukaryota; Fungi; Ascomycota; Pezizomycetes; Pezizales; Morchellaceae.